This is a messenger RNA of Pestalotiopsis fici W106-1, 840 nucleotides long. RefSeq lists its product as uncharacterized. Gene Ontology annotation, molecular function: oxidoreductase activity, acting on paired donors, with incorporation or reduction of molecular oxygen; monooxygenase activity; iron ion binding. The transcript is spliced from 4 exons. NCBI's taxonomy places the organism in Eukaryota, Fungi, Ascomycota, Sordariomycetes, Amphisphaeriales, Sporocadaceae. The record is from RefSeq and is a predicted model, not a curated record. The coding region runs from base 1 to 840 and encodes 279 amino acids.
AUGGAUGGCACAUCUUCCCAGACCAUUGCAGUGGUGGCGGCCUUAUGUAUAUACCGCCACGAAGUUGAAGUAUUGAAUGAAAAACUUCAAAAUGGCACUGCAAAGCCAUGUUUCGCCACGGCGCUCUUGGAGGGCAUCUCGAAAAAAGAAUAUGACCUGAGCGAGACGGAGAAGUUGAUGAUUUUCAGCACUCUCCUAGAGGCAGGUAGCGAUACUUCUCGGACGGCAAUCACUCAAAUGGUAGCGGCCGCGGCCGUAUUCCCGGACUGGGCAGCCAAAGCGAGGUCCUAUCUAGACCAAGUCUGCGGAUCCAAGGCAGAGCGCCUCCCUACACUCGCAGAUCGGAACAGUCUACCUUACAUCACUGCAGCUACCAAAGAGGUGCUCCGAUGGCGCCCAUUCAUACAGACUGGAGUACCUCAUGAGCUGGCGCAAGAUGAUGAAUAUGGUGGUUAUCGCUUUCCGAAAGGAACUCUGUUCGUUCGAAAUGCGUAUGCCCUUGCUCUGAACGAAAACGAUUACCCGGACGCCAUGAGAUUCAAGCCAGAGAGGUUCAUGGAUCAAGAUUUGAACAGUCCUUUGAAAGGUCACUGGUCUUUCGGUGCUGGGCGGCGUGUGUGUGUAGGUUAUAACGUGGGAUUCAAUAGUGUUUGGCUGGCCACAGCUUGUCUUCUGUAUUGUUUUGAUUCCGCCGAGGACGAGCGCCAACCUAUCGAUACACUGAGUUCUAAUUGGGACUCGGUGGAAGAACAGCCAUUUGCUGUGAAGAUUUCGCCCCGGAGUCAAGCCCAUGUCAACUUGAUUCAGCGAGUGGGGGCUGAUGUGCUGCAUAUUGAAUAA